UCGUCCAAAAUGAAUGUUUCUUCUUCGUUGGUCUUGUGCCAUGUUGGCGGAAGUAACUGCAAACACUAGCAGGCGUCUUGUUUUUCUUGCUUCUGUUCUUGCAGGUUUUUAAAAUUCAUCAUGAAUUUACCAAAGGGUCCCGAUUCUCUAUGCUUCGACAAGGACGUUUUUAUGAAGGAUGACUUUGACGUGGACCAGUUCGUGGCCGAGUGUCGGAAGCAGGUGCAGCUGGAGGAGAUGAGAGAGGACCUGGAGCUCUACUACAAGCUGCUCAAGACAGCCAUGGUGGAGCUCAUCAACAAGGACUAUGCUGACUUUGUCAACCUCUCCACCAAUCUGGUGGGGAUGGACAAAGUCCUCAAUCAGCUCUCUGUGCCACUGGGACAGCUACGGGAGGAAGUCAUGAGCCUUCGGUCGUGCGUCAGCGAAGUGAUACAAGCCAUAGACCUGCAGUUGUCCAAACAGGAAGACCUGCAGAAAAAAAAGGUUUGCGUCCUGAGGCUGAUCCAGGUGGUGCGCUCGGUGGAAAAGAUUGAGAAAAUCCUCAACUCACAAAACCCCAAAGAGUCCAACUCAUUGGAAAGCGACAGUCCCUUGUUAGCGGGUCAGAUCUUGGAGCGGAUCGCCACCGAGUUCAACCAGCUUCAGUUCCACGCCGUGCAGAGCAAAGGCAUGCCCCUGCUGGACAAAGUCAGACCCCGCAUCGCGGGCAUCACCUCCAUGCUGCAGCAGUCGCUGGAGGGUCUGCUCAUCGAGGGCCUGCGGACGUCCAGUGUGGACAUGGUGCGCCACUGCCUCAGGACCUACGCCACCAUCGACAAGACGCGAGACGCCGAGGCGCUGGUGGGACAAGUUCUGGUCAAGCCCUUCAUGGAUCAGGUGAUUGUGGAGGACGUGGUCAAAUCCAGUCCCAACGGUCUUCAGGUGAUGUAUUCGAGGCUGCUGGAGUUUGUUCCUCAUCACUGCAGACUCCUGAGAGAAGUGACCGGAGGAGCCAUAUCCAGCGACAAAGCCGACAUCGUUCCCGGCUACGACUUCAUGGUCAACUCGGUGUGGCCCGAGAUGGUGAAAGGCAUCGAGGAGCGUCUGUCUUACCUCUUCAACCCCGGAAACCCCGACAUUUUCUACGAGCGUUACUGCGCCAGCACGGAGUUCGUGCGGCGGUUCGAGCGCCAGUGCAGCUCGCAGGCCAGCGUGAAGCGACUCCGAGCGCACCCGUCGUACGCGGCCUUCCACAAUAAAUGGAACCUGCCCGUCUACUUUCAGCUGAGGUACAAGGAGAUAGCGGGAAGCCUGGAGAACGCCUUCAGUGACGGCUUACAGGCGGCGCCAGCCGGCGGCGCGUACCACCUGCAGGCGACGGCGUCGUUGUGGUCUUGCCUGGUGCGCUGCUGGUCCGACCAAGUCUACCUGCCGCCGCUGGCUCAUCGCUUCUGGAAGCUCACGCUGCAGCUCUACUCGCGAUACGCCACCUUCCUGAACGAGGCGCUGAGCAAGACCACUCCGCCCGAGGCGAGCAAAGAGCCCAGCAGGCCCCUCCCCAGCUCGGCGUCGUCCACCUCCAGCAGGACGUCCGUCGAGGAGACGGGCAGCGAGAGCGGGAGUCCCGCCUCGCUGUCCACCAAACAGCUGGUCCACAUCGCAGCCGACGUCCAAAAAUUGCAGGAGCAGUUCCCGCAAGUGUCCAAAAUGGUAAGACAGAGAUUACAAGCCAUCGGCUUCACAAACUUUCUCGUUGUGGAAGAGGCCUUAGCGGACUCCAAGGCGGGCCUGUCCGGCAGCAUCCGCGCCCUCAGCACCCGCAUGACCCAACACCUGAGCGAGCGCAGCUGCCGCUUCCUGAAGAGCGCCUCCGAGGUGCCCCGACUUUACCGCAGGACCAAUAAGGAGGUGCCCGUGAGAGCGUCGGCGUACAUGGACAACGCCUUGCGGCCGUUGCAUCAGCUGCUGAGCGACUCGUCGGGCCUGGUGGACGCGGCCACGGCGCGCCAUUGGCUGACGGCCACGCUUUCGGAAUGCACGCAGAGGUACUAUGAGACCAUUUCUGAGGUUCUGAGCUCGGUGCGAAAGAUGGAAGAGAGUCUGAAACGACUGAAGCAAGCCAGGAAGGGAGCCGCCGCCGCCGCCGCCACCAACACCGGCGGCAGCGCGGCCCCCACCAACGGCGGCCCGUCGGACGACACCAAGAUCCGCCUUCAGCUGGCUCUGGAUGUGGAGUACUUGGCAGAACAGAUGGAGCGGAUGGGUGUGGAGCCUGCGGACGUGUCCAUGUUGUCCAGCCUCCUGGAGCUGGUGAAGGAGGCCCGAGAGCUCGCCGAACACCACGCGUGAAAACGCGCUGACGUCGUGACAAAAAAAGGGAGAAAACUUGGCUCGAUUGGACUCGAUUGCUUCAGCUUCUUUUCGUUUUGGAGUGAUUUGUCUCACCUACACUUUUGUCACUUUUUUGUUGUUUGUUUUUGGAAAUAAAUUAACAAUUGUUUUCUGU
Molecule: messenger RNA, 2488 nt
Organism: Hippocampus comes (tiger tail seahorse)
Lineage: Eukaryota; Metazoa; Chordata; Actinopteri; Syngnathiformes; Syngnathidae
Gene: cog2
Product: component of oligomeric golgi complex 2
Exons: 18
Coding region: 121-2331 (736 amino acids)
Biological process (GO): intra-Golgi vesicle-mediated transport; protein transport; Golgi organization
Cellular component (GO): COG complex; membrane
Source: RefSeq, a predicted model, not a curated record